This is a messenger RNA of [Candida] anglica, 2259 nucleotides long. Lineage: Eukaryota; Fungi; Ascomycota; Pichiomycetes; Serinales; Debaryomycetaceae. The record is from the annotation of a GenBank genome assembly.
AUGACGGAAAAGGAAACAUCAGACGUUGCAAGUACCGCUACCAGUAGUGGCACAAGUAUUAGAGUCUUUGAAAGUAUUUCAGAUUCUGUGUUAGAUUUUACAGCCGAUGAUGUCAACGCAGUAGUUCCAACAGAUGACGAAGAUGUUCCUGUAUUGACCCUUAGAAUGUGGGUUAUUGCCUUCUUUUUAGGAACAGUUAUUACUGGAGUAGAUGCAUUUUUCACUCUUAGAUUCCCCACAGUCCAUAUUGGACCAAUAGUUGCUCAAGUCCUAGCAUAUCCAUUAGGUAAAUUGUGGGAUAUGAUUGUACCGCUGUUUCAACUUACAAUUCCCUUCACUAAGUACGGAUUUAAUUUGAAUCCAAGUCCAUUCAAUCUGAAGGAACAUGCCUGCGUUUUCAUUGUAACUAAUAUCAUGUCGCCUAUAAACCUUGUCAGUAUGACAGUUACUGAACAGUUUAAAUUUUUUAAGCUGGAAAUUGGAAUUGGAAGAAUGAUUAUUUUUAAUUUAUCUUCCUUUUUUAUCUCUUAUUGCUUAUCUGGAUUGACUUUGAGUGUACUUGUUUACCCUGUUGAAUGUAUCUGGCCGGGUAUUUUAAAUACGUGCGCCUUGUUCAAAGCCUUUCAUCAACCAGAAGAUAAACACGAAUUAGAUAAAAGUGAAGAUACUCAAAUAAAGCCAACAAGUUGGAAAAUUCCUCCAUUAGCUUAUUUUGGGUGGACAUUUUUAGGUGCUUUCCUUUGGUAUUGGAUUCCUGAUUUAAUUAUGCCAUUUUUAAGUAGGAUUGGAGCCUGGAUAAGUUGGUGUAAACCUGAAAAUGCUACAUUAUCCCAGAUUUUUGGUGUUCAUACAGGUUUAGGAUUAUUCCCGUUAACAUUCGAUUGGACUCAAGUUACCAGUAUAAAUGAUCCUCUUACAACCCCAUUUUGGAGUAUUGCAACUGUUUUCGCUUCCUUUGUCAUUUGGAUUUGGAUUGUCCUUCCAGGUCUUUAUUAUCUGAACAAGUGGCAAACUGCAAAUUUUCCAAUCAUGACCAAUCUAAUUUACAAUAAAGAUAAAAAACCCUACAAUGCGUCAAAAGUGGUCACAAGUGAUUGGAAACUUGAUAUGGAGAAAUUUGAAAAAUAUAGUCCUGUUGUAUUACCUAUUUCAUUUGUCAUGGGGUUGGCCCUUGGAUUAGGCACAUUCUCAGCCAUGAUGGUUUCAUUCAUAUUGAAUUUCAAAUCUGAAGUAUUAGAUCAAUUAGGAAAACGCCACGAAGAUCACCAUAAUCUUGCAGCAGCAAAAUAUAAAAAGACACAUUGGGGUUUUUUUGUUGGAGUUGGAGUGGUUGGGUUUGGAUUGGGAUUCGCAUUUUGUCAAGGCUGGGAUGAUGCUCCUAUCAAGUCACUUGCCUUUUUCAUGGCUAUCUUGAUAGGAUCUCUAUUAUAUGUGCCUUUAGCUUUAAUUGAAUCUAGGUCCAACUUUUUAUUAAGUUUAUCAUCAUUUUUUGACUUAGUAUCUGCUUUCUGGUUUAAGGGUGAACCUUUAACAUUGUUAUACUUCUACUCCUUUGGGUUCAACACAUUGCAAAAAUCAAUGCAUAUCACUAUGAGUGCCAAAGUUGGACACUACAUGAAAGUGCCCCCACGUCUGAUAAGUAUUGGUAUUUUUGGUGCUGUUGCUUGGGGAAGUUUAUUAUCUCCAGCCGUGGUUGGGUACGCUUUGAAUCAUAUUGAAGAUGUUUGCCAACCAAAUGCAAAGAAUGGUAUGAAUUGUAGAAAAGCUAGAACCCAAUUCAACACACAUUUGGUAUGGGGACUUUUUGGUAGCGAAUUGUUUAGUGUACAUGGCCGCUAUGCUUGGGUUCUUUGGUUUUUCCUUGCUGGAGCUCUUGCAGCUAUUGUGGUCCACAUUUUUAAAUGUUACAAACCAAAGUCAGCAUGGAGAUAUGUCAAUGCAACUUUAUUAUUUGGAGGGGCUACAAAUAUUCCUAGUGUUACAGGUUUUAACUAUUCAACUUGGGCUCUUGUCGGAUUUAUUUUCAAUUUUUAUAUCCAUCGAAGACACACAAUGUGGUGGAGAAAAUAUAAUUUGGUAUUAUCCAUUGGGUUGGACUGUGGCACUGCCAUCGCUGCUAUAAUAAUUUACUUUUGUGUUGUGUAUACUGGAGGUUCAAAAAAUUUCAAAUGGUGGGGAACUACUAUUGGUAAAACUGGAUGUGAUAUCCGAGGAUGUCCUCAUUUGAACGAACAGAUUUUAGUUCCAAGUGGUUACUAA